Messenger RNA from Fimicolochytrium jonesii, 1107 nucleotides. RefSeq names its product large-conductance mechanosensitive channel. NCBI's taxonomy places the organism in Eukaryota, Fungi, Chytridiomycota, Chytridiomycetes, Spizellomycetales, Powellomycetaceae. Gene Ontology annotation, cellular component: membrane. The transcript is spliced from 4 exons. The record is from RefSeq and is a predicted model, not a curated record. Gene Ontology annotation, molecular function: mechanosensitive monoatomic ion channel activity. Gene Ontology annotation, biological process: intracellular water homeostasis; monoatomic ion transmembrane transport. Bases 118 to 885 code for a protein of 255 amino acids.
UGGCAGACAGUGGCUUCUGGUCUCGAGUUGCCAAACUGCGUCGGGGAGGCAUCUCCGCCAAGGGCAAGAAUAUUCCACAUCGUUAUAAGUACCCCCUGUGCCUUGCAACCGCCGCUCAUGUCGACGACCCCUCCUCCUUCCCAGCUCACAACACCGAAAAUGGCACGACAGUCAAGCGAGUCGUCCUAUCCAAUGACCACCGUCGGCGGCUCGGGCUCGGCAACGCCCUCAGCUGCGUCCAAGCGUCCAGCAAUGAACCAGCAAUUUGCUAACGGGUUCGAACAAGGGAUUAAUGUCGGCCGUAAAGGUCUUGUGGGAGGUGUCAAAGUAGUCGGGAGUGUAAUGGACGACUUCAAGGAGUUCCUGAGUCGUGGAAAUGUGAUUGAUCUCGCUGUCGGUCUUGUUAUGGGUGCGGCAUUCACCGCCGUGGUUACCUCCGUAGUUACGGACCUCAUAACACCAGUGAUCGGGCUAGCGACACGACAAAACUUGAAAAACAAUUAUCUCAUCCUGAGGUGUCCUACUGUGCCUGUUCCGAUCGCUAACUGCACUAAAGCAAUGUGGGCAACAGUGGCUGAGGCUCAGAAAGCUGGGGCGACCACUUGGAACUGGGGAAAUUUCCUAGAAGUCACCAUCAACUUCCUGAUCAUCAGUAUCAUUAUCUUCUUCAUGGUGAAAGUGUACGCCGCCGCUUUCCGCCGCAAGAAGCCCGAGAAGAAGACCAAGGAGUGCACUUUCUGCUACAAAGACAUCCCUAUCAAAGCGAUCCGGUGCCCUGAAUGCACGAGCAACUUGGAGGAUAAGAGGCCCCCAAUGCCAGAGAGCGUAGUCACUAUCGAUUCGUACGGCGACUACGAGCGACCUCGGCCGCAGAAGCGCCAGUGAGGUGGCUCUGAAGAAGGGGUUCUAUUAUGGAUGGCGGACAAUAGUCACUGGAUGAACUGUCGGCGUAGUUUUCGGACAUUUCCGUAGAGCAUCCUAUACGUAUAUUGUAGAUGUACAUACACAUAGGCAGGUCCCAUGUAGACACUUUUGCAUUGUAAGAAUAGCUUGAUAGACUUCCAAUGUGGAAGCAGGACAUUCUUCUUGCCGCAAAUACGAUUGAUG